CCAGGUCGUGGAAAAGAAAUAGCGGACUAUUUGAACUGAGCCCAACAUUUUACUCCGAGUGUGGUGGUUUAUGCACCAAUGUUGGUAGCGAAUUCAAGACUGUGUAAUAUUUGUCGUGCUCCGAAAUGGCAAUAUCAGAAACAAUUGAGCAGGCUUUUCAAGGCCACAAAUGAACCAGUUUUGUUGCAUAAGCCUGGUAGUACGGAACGUCAAAUGUUGGAUAGUACGUUAAGUACUAUGAUUUCAAAUGGGUCUUACAAUAUUCCUAUAUGUAUUGAUUCAGAUGAAUUGUCAUCCUCACAACCUCGAAGGCAGAUUUUGCCAUUCGAUCAUUCGAAAACACUGGCUAAUUUUUAUUAUGCCUCAGGAGAACAAAUCAGACGUGCAAUUGAAUCUUGCUUAAUAGCUCGUAAAACAUGGUCACGUACAAGUUUUGAUGAACGCGCUAAGAUAUUCUUAAAAGCAGCAGAUCUUGUUAGUAACAAAUAUCGCAUGGAAUUGUUGGCAUCAACUAUUCUAGGUCAAGCAAAAACGAUUUUUCAGGCUGAGAUAGACGCGGCUGCAGAAUUAGCGGAUUUUCUACGAUUUAAUGUGCAAUUCGCCUCAGAAGCUCUGCAAUAUAAACCGAUCAAUACUGAGGAUGCAAAGAAUACAGUAGUUUACCGACCAAAUGAAGGGUUUUGGGCUGCUAUACCACCAUUCAAUUUUACCGCUAUUGCAGGAAAUCUAGCAAGUGCUCCAGCUUUGAUGGGGAACGUUGUAAUUUGGAAACCCUCUGAUACAGCUGUGUUUUCUAAUUAUCUUGUUUACAGAUUAUUACGCGAAGCUGGUUUACCCCCUGGUGUAAUUAACUUCGUUCCAGCGGACGGUCCAACAUUCGGUAAAAUAAUCUGUGAACACCCUCACCUUGCUGGUAUAAACUUCACUGGAAGCACUAAGACCUUUCGUUCUAUAUUGAAAGUGAUUGGCAAUAAUCUCGAUAAGUACCGUGGUUAUCCACGAACUAUAGGUGAAUGUGGCGGUAAAAAUUAUCAUUUUAUCCAUCCAUCUGCAAAUUUGGACGAGGCUGCUCUUGGCACUAUCCGAAGUUCAUUUGAAUAUUCCGGUCAGAAAUGUAGUGCAUGCAGUCGACUUUAUGUGCCUGAAAAUUUGUGGCCAAAAUUUAAACAACUUUUACUUGGUCAUUAUGAACAAUUGAAGAUUGGAUCACCACUUGAUUCAGAUACAUUUACAUCUGCUGUUAUUGAUCGUACUGCAUUCGAUAAAAUCUCCGGCUAUUUGCAAUAUGCAUCCACUUGUCCAGAUAUUGAAGUUGUCGCUGGUGGUCAUGGAGACGAUAGUGUUGGUUACUUUAUUCAACCUACAAUUUUGAUUACUAAGAAUCCAAUGGAUAAGUUAAUGAAGGAAGACAUUUUCGGACCAAUUUUAUGCACAUAUUUGUAUCGUGACAAUGAAAUUGAGAAAACUUUGGAUCUUGUCGAUUCAACUACGGAUUAUGCGUUGACUGGUUCUAUUUUUGCUCAAGAUAAAGAAUUUAUUAAUUAUGCAACUGAUCGCCUGAUUGAUACAACUGGUAAUUUUUAUGUGAAUGUUCAAUCCACUGGAUCUGUAGUUGGUCAACAACCAUUUGGUGGAGCUAGAUUAUCAGGUACAAACGAUAAGGCCGGUGGACCUCAAUACACUUUACGAUUCACUUCUCCACUUUCAAUUAAAACACAAAUCAAAUCCAUUCCAUCAUGGAAACAAGCACAUAUGAUCAAUUGAGUUGUUGAAUUUGUUUCUUUUUUACUAUUGAGAAUUACUCUUUUUUUAUACGUACAAUGCAUAAUUGUUGAACAAUUUGCAUACUUAUUGUCCCAAUUUGAUGUUUGCAAUAUUUUUUAAUCUUUUUUAAAUGUAAUAAAUUUUAUACUUUUUAGAAAAA
Molecule: messenger RNA, 1924 nt
Organism: Schistosoma turkestanicum
Lineage: Eukaryota; Metazoa; Platyhelminthes; Trematoda; Strigeidida; Schistosomatidae
Source: the annotation of a GenBank genome assembly